This is a messenger RNA of Peromyscus californicus insignis, 2017 nucleotides long. It is a transcript of the gene Exosc6, whose product is annotated as exosome component 6. Gene Ontology annotation, cellular component: nucleolus; nuclear exosome (RNase complex); cytoplasmic exosome (RNase complex). The transcript has a single exon. The coding region runs from base 716 to 1609 and encodes 297 amino acids. Gene Ontology annotation, biological process: U4 snRNA 3'-end processing; poly(A)-dependent snoRNA 3'-end processing; nuclear mRNA surveillance. The record is from RefSeq and is a predicted model, not a curated record. Lineage: Eukaryota; Metazoa; Chordata; Mammalia; Rodentia; Cricetidae.
AGACCCCUGAACUUUAGGAGUGGCCCCUAGGAUGGCAGAGGCAGAAUGGAUGGGCUGAAAUUGAGGCAUUCAAUAGAGUGGGGGAAAUUUCUACUGAAGUUCUUCAAGUGGGGAAGCACCUUUAUCAGUCUAUUGGGACAACCUCUUAAUGACUUGGGCCAUGUAUGUCCCUUCUCUGCCUCCCUUUGUGUUGUUGAUACGAGGUCAGAUGACUAAUAUAGGAAGCAUAAGCGUGGAGGUGUCUCCUAGUAACUGUCCUUUCCCUGCUUCUUAACCUAAAGUAGUCAAGUCCCUGACCUGGUCAUAAAAUGCAAUUUGUCUGAGUCUACAAACAGCAGGGGCUGGAAGCAGUAGUGUGUGGGAGGCAGAGAUACUCCCUGCUUAUGUAUAUAUGCAUAUAUAAAUACACACACAUAUACACACAACCACAUAUAUAUGUAUAUAUUCAGUGUAGGAAGAGAGAUUUCCAUCAAUUUAUUAAACAAGUGUUGAAGCAAGCUGGGGAUUGAGUACAGGAGUGAGCAAAAAGUCCUCACCUUGGGCAAGUUUGUGUAAAACAAUAUGAAUGCAAAAUUCAAGGAAUAACCUUAACAGCUUAGAGCCAUAAAACCAGCCCAGGUCCUAGCAUAGGCCAAGUCCAGCUGUACCUCCUCCACUCCGCUAGGAGGCAGUGCGGCCACACACCGCUCUCCCGAUAGGCUUCGCGCGGGCGCGCAUGUUUAAGUGGACGGAAGUGCCGGUGCGCAAGGUAGGUCAGCAGGCGGAAGUGGUUCGUACGCCGGUAGCCGCCAUGCCGGGAGACCACCGGCGCAUCCGCGGGCCGGAGGAGUCCCAGCCGCCGCAGCUGUAUGCGGCCGACGAAGACGAGACGCCUGCUGCCCGCGACCCGACGCGGCUACGACCGGUGUACGCGCGCGCCGGGCUGCUGAGCCAGGCCAAGGGCUCGGCCUACCUGGAGGCGGGAGGCACCAAGGUGCUGUGCGCCGUGUCGGGCCCGCGCCAGGCCGAGGGCGGCGAGCGCGGCGGCGGCCCUGCGGGAGCGGGCGGCGAGGCCCCGGCCGCCCUCCGGGGCCGCCUGCUCUGUGACUUCCGCCGCGCGCCCUUCGCCGGUCGCCGGCGUCGCGCGCCCCAGGGCGGCGGCGAGGAGCGCGAGCUGGGUCUGGCGCUGCAGGAGGCUCUGGAGCCGGCGGUGCGCCUGGGGCGCUACCCUCGCGCCCAACUCGAGGUGUCGGCGCUGCUGCUGGAGGACGGCGGCUCUGCGCUGGCCGCGGCGCUCACGGCCGCCGCGCUCGCCCUGGCCGACGCGGGAGUGGAGAUGUAUGAUCUGGUAGUGGGCUGCGGCCUGAGCCUCGCCCCGGGACCCUCGCCCACCUGGCUGCUGGACCCCACGCGGCUGGAGGAGGAGCACUCUGCAGCCGGCCUCACGGUGGCGCUCAUGCCGGUGCUCAAUCAGGUGGCCGGGUUGCUGGGCAGCGGGGAAGGCGGCCAGACUGAGAGUUGGACGGAUGCGGUGCGCCUGGGCCUGGAAGGCUGCCAGCGCCUCUACCCAGUGCUGCAGCAAUGCUUGGUGCGGGCUGCCCGCCAGAGGGGCGCCGCCGCCCCGUCCUGAUUGGAAAACCUGAGCAACCACGAUGCGGAAGACUACUGUCGUCCUUCUCUCCCAGUCGGACCGGAGCUCUUGCUCGCCUGGCUUAGCUGAGCCGAGAAACGAGAGUGGGAGGUAGCGCGCACAGAACCAAAGCGCUGGACAGCUGUGUUGGGACGAUUUAAAGGGCCUUUGCAGCCACCAUCCAGUUGGAAAAUUUUGAAAGCCUUACUCGCAAGUUGGAAAGGACUUAAGCUGGAUUACCUGGUAAAUGAGACCUGGAGCUGUGGUCUUCUAAGGGAUGGACCCUGUGCAGGCCAGCCGUUGGCUCCAAUGUAUGAUAAACUGCUUCUUUUGAGAGGAUGGGCAAGGGGACUUUGCUUUCUCACUACCCGAACUAAAACAUAAAAACCUUUUUUAUACCCGAAAAUA